Molecule: messenger RNA, 1460 nt
Organism: Pyrus x bretschneideri (Chinese white pear)
Lineage: Eukaryota; Viridiplantae; Streptophyta; Magnoliopsida; Rosales; Rosaceae
Product: rRNA-processing protein UTP23 homolog
Cellular component (GO): small-subunit processome; nucleolus
Molecular function (GO): small ribosomal subunit rRNA binding
Source: RefSeq, a predicted model, not a curated record
CCUAAAAUUCCAAUUGAAUACACCCCACUUAGUUUGUUUGCCCAAUUUAUCUCCUCUGCGCUCUGAUUUCAGCGGAGCACACGAUUCCUAUCACCAUUGCGGCGGCAACGCACUAACUUUCGACAAGAUUUCGCCGGAAGCUGCCUACUUCGGAAGAGACUUCCUCUGCCCCAGCCGGUGUUUUGCUUCAGGUUUUCUCCUCUUCUUUCUAAUCUCUUCAGCUCUUCGUUUUUCUUCUUCAAUUUUGCGGCAAAGCUUGAAUUAGCUCUGAAUUCUAGGUGUCUGUUUGAUUUAUGGAACUAUAAAAAUUUCAUCUUUUAGAUAAAUAUACACGCAUAUAUAUUUAGGGUUUAAGGGUACUUGAACUCAGUUUGAUGAAAUUGAUUUGUGAAACUGUAAAAAGUUUUAAUUUUGAAGUAUAAUUGUCUUUUGCUUUAAGACUGAGAGGAUUAUUGGGCAAUAUUAUUAGGACAGAAUUAUGAGAGUGAAAAGGCAGAAGCGUCACCGGAAGAGUGUGAGGUUCUACACAGCAUGCUACGGAUUCAGACAGCCGUACAAGGUGCUCUGCGAUGUCACUUUCGUGCACCACCUCGUCACCAAUCGCAUUACCCCCGUCGACAAGGCCAUCUCUAAUGUCCUCGGGGCCCUUGUCCUGCUAUUCACCACCAAAUGCGCUCUCGCCGAGUUGAAACAACACGGUCCAAUGCUUGGUCCUUCCUAUUCACAGUCUCUUGAAGCUGCUAAUAUCCUUAUUAUUGCAAGGUGUGUUCAUUAGAGUCCUGCGAGUGCUGAGGAUUGCAUCUUGGAUGUUGUUGGGCAAAGUAAUUCCGAGCACUUCUUUGUUGCUACUCAGGACGUUGAUCUUCGUCUCUCAAGGUUGGUGAUACCAGGUGUCCCUGCUAUAUACGCUCUGAGAACUGCUCUUUUGCUGGAGUCCCCUUCUGAUGCCCAACGCCAAUUUGUCAAAUCUUCUGAAGAAUAACGCUUGCAUAUGACUGAAUUGGAAUACAAGAUGUUGAAGAAGAAAAAGAAUAUUCUGAAUUCUCAUGAAAAAGACGAUCCCUCUGGUGAAGAAGAUGGUUUUGGAGAUCAGAACAUGGAAGCGCAGGUUGGCAAAAGGGGUACCGCUAGGAAAGGAUUGGGAGUGAAGGAUAAAGUUCAAUUUAAGAGAAAGAGGGCAAAGGGUCCAAACCCCCUUUCGUGUAAGAAGAAAAAGAUGAAAAACACUGAUCGUCAUUCUCUACAGGAAAGGAAGGAUGGAGAUGCUACUCUGAGGAGUCGUAAGAAACGGAGUAGAUCAUGGAAAGGCAAAAAGACUCUGGAGGCUGAUGGGUAAUGUUCCUAGGAUAAAAGGUUUUGUAAUGUAGCUUUCAUUGGAGCAACAAGUUGAACUCUCACUGUACUAUGUUCAAUUUUGAACGAGUGAUUAUCAGUAUCGUUAAACGAGUGAUUAUCAUGCC